AUGGUUAACAAGUGGACCCCAGAGCUGGAUUCGAUCCUCGUGCGGUGUGUCUUCGAGGAGUGCAACGUCUCUUUCAGCAAGGGACUAUGCGCAAAGAUCGCGGAGCGCGUCACGGCCGCUGGCAUGGAGUGCACUCCCAAGGCCAUUGAGAACCGCCUCUACUCUUGGAAGAGGAAGGCCACCUCCAGCGGCUCUGGUAUCAACUCCUCUGCUUCCACGCCCGUCAAGAAGCCAGCCGCCGCCCCCGCUACUUCCAAGGCAGCUGCUUCGCGCACCAAGGGCAAGGGCAAGAAGGUCAAUGACGGUGAUAGCCCUGAGGGUCUCGUCGACGAUGAGGAAGCCAUGCGUCAAGCUCGCGACGUCACCUCCUCCGCACCCACUUCUGCCGCCGCUGCCAAGAAGGGCAAGGCUAAAGCUGUCGCAAAGCCCAAGCCCAAGGGCAAGCGCGCCGCCAAGAGGGAACCAGAGUACGAAGACGAGUCUUCUUCUGCUGAUGAGGAGGCUACUGUCCACGUGAGCAAGAAGGUCAAGAAGGAGGAAGACGUCUUUGACGAAGAUCACUUCCCCCAGUACGAAAUAGAGGACGACGAUGGAGAGUUUGAUUCGGAAUGA
Molecule: messenger RNA, 612 nt
Organism: Pyrenophora tritici-repentis Pt-1C-BFP
Lineage: Eukaryota; Fungi; Ascomycota; Dothideomycetes; Pleosporales; Pleosporaceae
Product: Tymo-45kd-70kd multi-domain protein
Source: RefSeq, a predicted model, not a curated record